AUGCAGCCUGCAAAGCCUUGGAGCAUUGGCUCGCAACCUUUGCACAUGGGGAGCUCUUACAGCGACCCCUCGAACGAAGACGUGGCACCGGGCUUUCAUGCCAAGUUGCAGCGUCUCACGGCUAACGGUUGCUUCAGCCUGGUGGAAAAGAGGCGCACCUCUACCGCACCGGCGAUUCUGGAAGUCUCGGUGGACUUGAUUGUAGCUUGCCUUCUCGGGGAUCGGCCCACGGUGUCACUUGCCGUCUUUGGUGAGGCCAUCGAGCAUGCGCUGUCGACCGGAGAGACGGAUGCUGUGCUGCUGGCAACGGAGCUUGCUGGUGAGUCUGCAGAGGGUCUAGCUGCACUCGUGGGGCAGCAUCCAGUCGAUGCUGUCACCUCAUUGGCGACAUCUCCUGACCCGGAUGCACUUCACAGGUUCCUGCUUUGGCUGCCGAAGAACCUGGAUGGAAGCGUGGACUGGGCGACUGCUGAGGAGUGGAGAGCUUCAUCGGUCAAAUCUUCCAAAGCCGGGUAG
This is a messenger RNA of Symbiodinium necroappetens, 516 nucleotides long. NCBI's taxonomy places the organism in Eukaryota, Dinophyceae, Suessiales, Symbiodiniaceae. The record is from the annotation of a GenBank genome assembly.